Messenger RNA from Caenorhabditis auriculariae, 3553 nucleotides. NCBI's taxonomy places the organism in Eukaryota, Metazoa, Nematoda, Chromadorea, Rhabditida, Rhabditidae. The record is from the annotation of a GenBank genome assembly.
AUGAUCACCAACGAGAUGGUUCUUGGAGUAAACGUGUUCCUGAUGACGAUCUGCGUGCUGCAGAUCACCUCCAACCUCGUCGUGCUCCUUGUUUGGUCUGGAGACAAGCGGCUCAUGCGCAAUGACAACCUCAUUCUUCUCGUCUCUCUGGCAUUCAUCGACUUUGUCUACGCUUCCAUAAAUUUCCCCUACCUCAUUAUUCUUUUCAGAGGAUGGGUUCCAUCAGGUGAUCUUUUUUGGCAAAGUGGGCAAAAAAUUAAACUUCGGAAAGUGUGAAAAGCGUUGAACUGCCGUAUAAAUUUGAUUGAAAACUGUCUGGUCUGGAAUUUUUAAAAAGACAUUUCAAGGCCGUUAACUACGGUCACUUUAAAAAAAAAGUCUUCACUACGAUAAAAUUCAUUUGUUACUCCUGUCUAAAGCCGAAUACCCAAAUUUUGAUGCUCUUCAGCCGUUUUCGGGUCCUCAAAGCUAACUUGGAGCCCAUAAGUUCAAUAAUAAUAGACCUGUGAGAAACUCAAAAGGAUCCCCAUUAAGCAUAUAUAAUCAAAAAAACUUCUAUGAAGAGUUUAAGUUUAAAAAAAUUAUAGGGUUUGAACUUUUUUUCAUCAAAAAAACCUCACAAAUUUCAAGUUCCUGUUUUUUCCAUUCCAUUUUGAUGUGGAAGUCAGUGAAUUUUGCAAAAAAAAAAACUAUAAUAACAUACAUUUUCCUACGGUACUAUGAUUGCGCGAGCAAUUCCUUGUCCAUGUCAUCGAAAACGUGAGAUUAUUAUCCUUGACAAUUUCUCGGAGAAAAUUAAAUCGUUCAAAGUUAUUUUUGACUUCUUGGCAUUUCGAUUUUUUUUUUCAAGUUCAAACAGCGUUCACAGGAAGUGUUGCAGUUCUGGAAUGAAUAAAAAUGUUAAAAUUCUGAUUAAAAUGUUCAUUGAGAUAAUUGUGACUUAGAUGGAGGUUUAAAAUGAUUGAAAAUCGGAACGAAUCCCUAAUAGAGCUUGGACGAUACCUAAUCGACCUAUCCCAUUGAUUAUCUUGUGAACGAAAAUUGUUACAGGCAAAACGUUCGAGUACAAUCCCCGCGUGAUUGUACCGUUGUUUGGACCGGCGGCAGCCCUGAUGAAAAGCGGCUGCACGGUGACGACGGCGAUCGCCGUCGACCGCGUCCUCGCGCUCUGCUUUCCCGCCCAGUACUACAGAAAGUCCAAGAAGAUGUGCGAGUUACUCAUUGGGCAACACUUUUUUUUUUUUGAAUAACGACGAAAGCAAAAAAUAAUAGCUCUGUGAUAUAUUGAUAGAUUAAAAGAUAUAGAAACUAGAGGCAAGUUAUCAGCGAUUUUGAGGCGGGAAUUUCAACAAAAACAAAAAAAAAUCCGCUUAAACAGCUCGAAUGUUUUUUUGAAGGUGGUAAGACAUAUGUAUGCAAAUUUUUCAAACUUAAAAAUUGCUCAGCGUUACUGAAGCUCGUUUGUAAACAAAAAAACACUUUCUUCGUUAUAAAAAAUAUUAAACCUUGCAGAGACAUUUUUUUCUAAGAAUCUACAUAAGUUAACAUGAUUAUUGAUUUCAUAUAAAAAAACAAAGUAUCCUCUUCGAAUGUUUAUCACGAUCUCGCACUUUUGAUUCUCAAAAUUUCUUGCUGUUUUCCUAUUUCGUCACUCGAACCUUUUCAAUAUUUCACCCAUUUUUGAUAAACACGUUGGUCGAUGCUCACGCUCCUAACACGUUCGAGCACAACACAUUUAGGGCAGAUUUAUGGUUCGCCUACACAAUUGGAGUGAAUUACUUUGCAAAGUUUCUCAUUUGAUACCUGGGUGAAGAUAAACUUUUGAUGCGUCUAUCGAAAAAUGAAAAUAGAAAAUGUUCCUUUCAGGUGGAGCAUCGCCGCCUUUGUACUCGCCCUAACUCUAGCUUUCAUCGAUUGGAUUUUGCUUCAAAUACUGGUCGAUAUUCGCGAGGUCCCUGGCUGCGCCUCUUUUGGUUGCUUCACAAACAAAGUUAGUUUCCAAUAGAUCGCCUAAGUGAAAACCAGAAAAUGUUAGUUAACUUGUGGUUAUGUCCAAAAUGACGGCCUGAUUUUUUAUUUUCUUAAGACGUUCCGAGUCUGGUGGGGCCUUUCAAACAUGGUGAUGAACCUGCUGUCUUUCAUCCUCACCUUGAUGAUCAUGUUUCAUUUGUGCACACAUAGCAGUUCUUCGAAAAGAAUUGUAGAAAUCGAGAAGAGCAACUUUCGAAAAAUAGACAAGAGCGUGAGUUUUUCAUUUCUUUUUUUUUUAAAUUAUCAAACGAAGUUCAAUUGAAUAAACAAGCAAGUUUUCUUUAGUUCCUAGUAUAAAUACAGCGUAGUGAUGUCCAUUUCAGAACUAGAUACCAUCCAGUUUUUAUUUUAAUAAAAAAAAUAAAACUAAAGUUUGAUUAAGUUUUAUAAUCAAAGAAAAUGUUUGAUUCGUUUUUUUUCUCAUGGAAAUGAGAUAAACUCGGAACCACUAUCCGUUACUUUUCCAUAAUAAAAAAGAGCAGAUUUGGUUCUUAUGGAAUUGGUGCGCAAAUUGCUUUUCUGAUGUCAGCGCCCCAAGUUUCCUCGUGAAGAAAGCUCAAAAAAGCGGUCAAUCAUUUUUUCAAUGGUCCGUUCGAAAAUCUUCAUGCCAAGGCGCCAAUUUCUUACAGGAAACUACUAAAUUUAAAAAAAAACCUUUCAACGAGACAGCAAGACGUUUUAAACAGACUUUGAACCUUCGGGAAAAUAAUUUUCGAUACCUUUCAGGCCAACCGCGUGGCACUGUACAUUUUGAUGACGUCGGCGUUGAUUGGCGUCGUUCCAGGAUGCCUGAAUGGCGUCGGCACUCUUGUAGAGCUCAAGGUAAAGCUUAAUAGUUACAAUCUUACUUCAAAAAGCUGUCAGCAUGUUUAACAAAAAAAAUCAAGAAUCAAAGAUUUAAAAACUGAUUAAUUUUUUUCUGGUGAUUUCGCUCAAAAAUUAUUAUUAUUUUUUUCUCAUUCUUUUCAAAAAAAUUGAAACCUAUUGCUCGCCAUGAGCAUCCGAAAAAGUAAAAACAUUGGAAUUUUUGUCUUAUUUUCAAUUAUAUCUCAGUUCUUCGUCCUAUAAGUAGAAAUUCGCAGUGGCUAGACGAGGUUUCGUUCUUCGUGGGGACUUGCGCGACGCUGUCCGGGCUCGCCCACGCCUUCAUCUUCGCGAUGGCCCAUCGAGACAUCAAAAGUGGUCUGAAAAAACAGGUGAGGGUUUUUUUUUCUGAGACGAAAUAAUCUCAAUGAUUUUUCCAGAAAAAUGUCAAUAAUCUAGAGAAGUUUUUUUCAGUCUUUUUCAGUAACCAUUAAAUUAUUCAUUUUCAAAAAUGCGUUAAAAAUUGGCAACCUUAAUCAAAUAGCGGAACCUUCUCACAUUCUUAUCUCAAAUGGAAACUCGAAGAGAUCCUAUUUUAUAAACAACAACCAAUGAAAAUUUUUAGUUUCUCCAUCGAUGUAUCAAACCGAAGAAAAACGAGAGAGCGGUAACGGUUGGAUGGGGCUCAACGGGCUUCGCACCUUCUAUUACCAUCUAG